This is a messenger RNA of Calypte anna (Anna's hummingbird), 2843 nucleotides long. It is a transcript of the gene DARS2, whose product is annotated as aspartyl-tRNA synthetase 2, mitochondrial. NCBI's taxonomy places the organism in Eukaryota, Metazoa, Chordata, Aves, Apodiformes, Trochilidae. Gene Ontology annotation, cellular component: mitochondrion; cytoplasm. The record is from RefSeq and is a predicted model, not a curated record. Gene Ontology annotation, molecular function: nucleic acid binding; ATP binding; aspartate-tRNA ligase activity. Gene Ontology annotation, biological process: aspartyl-tRNA aminoacylation.
CCUCCCUCCCCGGCUCUCCUCCGCCAUGGCAGGGCCGGGCAGGAGGCGGCUCCGCCAGCCCGGCUGAGGCCCCCGCUCCUGCCGAGGCCGGGGGGAGCAGCCCGGCUGCUGCCGCCCUUCCUGCCGCUCCCUGACCGCCCGAGCUCAGCUCCCCGCCGCUGCCCUCUCCGUCAGGGCUUGCCCCGUGUCGGGACGCUGCUCUCGGGGUUCUCUCCCCUCUCUCGUUAUCCCUGGAGCCUCCCAGGCUGGUGCUGCUCAGCCCAUGGCCCUUCCCGCCUGCUGCGGGUGCUGCCCCGGGCACUGCCGGACCUGGCCCGGGCUCUGCACCGAGCGGUACCGGGGGUCCCAGACUUCAACAGCUUUGUCACUCGGACCAACACUUGUGGAGAGCUGCGUUCUGCUCACGUGGGACAGGAGGUCACGCUCUAUGGAUGGAUUCAGUACCAAAGACAAGGCCUGUUUCUAAUUCUGAGGGAUUUCCAGGGACUGACCCAGAUCGUAAUUCCACAGGAUGAGGCACAUUCCCACGUGAAGAAGCUCUUGUCUAGUGCCCCAGUGGAGUCUGUUGUGAGAGUGACUGGAACUGUGUCCCCUCGUCCCCCAGGGCAGGAGAAUCUGAAAAUGCCAACAGGGGAUAUUGAAGUGAAGGCAGAGACUGCAGAGAUCCUAAACUCUUCCAAGAAGCUACCUUUUGAAAUCAAGGAUUUUGUCAAGAAAUCAGAGGCCCUGCGGAUGCAGUACCGCUACCUGGACCUGCGCAGCUUCCAGCUCCAGCACAACCUGAGGCUGAGGUCCCAGGUGGUGAUGAGGAUGAGGGAAUUCCUCUGUAACCUCCAUGGGUUUGUGGAUGUAGAAACUCCAACACUCUUCAAAAGGACCCCAGGGGGAGCAAAAGAAUUCCUUGUGCCCUCGAGGGAAGCUGGCAAGUUCUACUCUCUGCCUCAGAGUCCUCAGCAGUUCAAGCAGCUCCUCAUGGUUGGAGGCCUGGACAGGUACUUCCAGGUUGCUCGCUGCUACCGAGAUGAAGGCUCACGACCUGACAGGCAGCCUGAGUUCACCCAGAUAGAUAUAGAGAUGUCAUUUGUAGACCAAGCUGGGAUCCAGGGACUGGUAGAAGGCCUCCUGCAAUAUUCCUGGCCUGAGGAAAGAGGCUCCAUUUACAACUCCUUUCCCUUUCCAUGACAUAUGAGGAGGCACUGGCUCGACUAUGGGACAGAUAAACCAGACACUCGUUUUGGGGUUCAGAUAGUGGAUCUCAGUGACUUGUUUAGGGAGGUGGAACAUUCAGUUUGGUGCAGAAUGCCCUCAGUUACCCACACGGGUGCUGUCAGAGCCAUUUGUAUCCCUUCAGGGAGUGGUGAAUAUCUUAAAAAUAAAGACUUGCAGUCACUGAAGGAGUCUGCAAAAUCCCAGUUUAACCAGGAAAUCGUGGAAAUUAUCUGCAGACCUGAUGGAAGCUUGAAGUCUCUUCUCACAAAGUUUCUUGGUGAGAAGCAGCAGUCAGAGCUUAUCCAGGUGCUGAACAUGCAGGUGGAUGAUGUGGUGCUGCUGGCAGCUGGUGAACACAAGCAAGUGGUAGGAAACAUUUGCUCUGCCUUGGGGAGCCUCAGGUUGGGGAGUGCUGACCUCCUUGAAGCAGCUGGCUUGGUGCUCCGUGAUCCUGCAGCUUUUCACUUUCUGUGGGUGGUAGAUUUCCCCCUUUUCCUCCCCAAGGAAGAGAAUUCCACUGAACUGGAAUCUGCUCAUCACCCCUUCACUGCACCUCAUCCCUCGGAUGCCCACCUCCUCUAUUCUGAUCCCACAAAGGUCCGUAGCCAGCACUAUGACCUCGUGCUGAAUGGCUGUGAAGUUGGAGGUGGCUCCAUCAGAAUUCAUAGUGCAGAGCUGCAGCGUUUUGUGCUGGAGAAAGUGCUGAAGGAGGACUCUGAGGUACUUUCCCAUCUGCUUCAGGCACUGGAGUUUGGAGCUCCACCUCAUGGAGGAAUUGCUUUAGGACUUGACAGGCUGAUCUCUCUCAUGGUUGAUGCUCCAAGUAUCAGAGAUGUCAGCUUCCCCAAAUCCUUCAGGGGACGGGACCUGAUGGGCAAUGCUCCAGACUAUGUCACUCCAGAAGAACUAGAGCCAUAUCACAUCCAGGUUUCCUGGCCUCUCGAAGAAAAAGAGGCAAAGCAAAAACUGACUUCAAGGCAGUGCUGGAAGCUGGUGUGUUUAAGCAGAGCUAAGAUACAGCUUAUUAGCACUAGGAUGCAGCUCAGGAAAUAUCAGCUGUUAUGGAAAGGGUGGGGAUAGUGCAAACUCCACUGUACCAGAGCAGUUUCAGGACCUGAUGGAGUCCCCAGCAGGGAUUCACCUUUGUUUGGUAAUAGGAAGGAGAAGUAGAAAAAUGAAAAGAGCAUCAUUUUUAUCAUGGGAUAUUGAGGAUGUUGGCUCUGAGGUAUCAUUACUGAAGUGACAAUGGGAUCUAAUUUUUUUCCCCACCCUUUGUAAAUGAUUUCUCCUCUCCUCUGGAGGAGAUGGUUGUCAGCUUCCCUGGCAGAGGGUUGGUAUUGCUGCUGGGCACUGCUGCAGCAGAGCAGUGUGGGUCAGGGCUAACUUCACAGCAAAACACAGUGAAACCAGCAGCUUGCCUCAUGCUGGAGGAUACAUGAUCAUCCAGAACUUGCCACGGGGGGGUUUGUAUUCAACUGUGUUCUCUCUGUAAAGAGGAGAAGUGUUUUUAUUAUUUGUUUGUCCCUGUAGCACUCGUCAAAGAGGUGAUGCUCUGUCCCUGGGGCCUGUGGUCCUGCUGCUUUUCAGCACACUGAGUUUGUAUGUAUGGAAAUAAAGAUUAUCUGGUAAUGUGA